This is a messenger RNA of Eimeria maxima, 1044 nucleotides long. Its product is annotated as adenosine monophosphate deaminase, putative. Lineage: Eukaryota; Apicomplexa; Conoidasida; Eucoccidiorida; Eimeriidae. Gene Ontology annotation, cellular component: cytosol. The transcript has 8 exons. Gene Ontology annotation, biological process: IMP salvage; AMP metabolic process. The record is from RefSeq and is a predicted model, not a curated record. The coding region runs from base 1 to 1044 and encodes 347 amino acids. Gene Ontology annotation, molecular function: AMP deaminase activity.
AUGGAACACAGUUUCUCUAGGAGGUCAUCUGUGGGUAAAGAAGUUGGUUGGGACGACAUUUUCAGGAAUGUCCUCAGCAAAAGAGCAGACAGUGAUGAUGAACUCCAGGAGGCUUUAGGGCCUUCAGUGGCCCCUACAGCACCAAGGCACUUGAUUUCCUCAGGCGUUUCUUAUGUUAAGCUCCAGCCAAGUAAAGACUUGGCUAUCCUCGCCUCCACUUCUGAUGAAACCAUUCAAGCAGUAAAGACGCUUGCAAAUGCCUUAGGACACCGCUGGCGGUUUAUUGGACGCUAUCGAACUCCUCGCUUCUCCCCUGCCGUCCGUUUGGUUGACAGAUCCGUUCCUCCUUGCAAUCUCGAGAGUCGCGUCACAACGCAAGACGUUGACACAGAUGUUUGCAGCUGGUUAGAUGGAUCUCAGAAGGUAUAUGAGGGGUUGAGCAAAGAGCCGCUCUUUGACCCCUUCAGCGUCACUCCCCCAAAUGCGUGUUCGGCGAAGUUCGAGUUCAUUGACGGUGUAAUGCAUGUAUUUUGGGAUCCUGAAAGAGAAGAUGCGGAGCCACCCUUGCUGUGGAGUCCAAAUUUAAUCCCAAGUGUUAGAGAAUACCUCGCUGCUUUGCAGGACGUGAUGAUUGCAGUUCAGGAUCCAGCCUGCAAGACUUUUUGCUACAGGCGGAUCAAAUUUUUGGAGGGCAAAUUUAAUUUCCAUCUGAUGUUUAACUCCAACGAGGAGAUGGAAGAAACCAAACACAACAAGCAUAGAGACUUCUACAAUGUCAGGAAGGUUGAUACGCAUGUCCAUCAUUCGGCCUGCAUGCAUCAGAAACAUUUACUGCGCUUUAUCAGGAAAAAAUACAGGACGGAGGGAGAUACAGUUGUAGCCAUGGAAGGUGGUCAGGGUAUCACAUUGAAGGGCUUGUUCCAAAAAGAACUGGGAUUUAGCGCAAGUGAAGCCUCAGUGGACCACUUAAAUGUCCAUGCCCUCGGCCGUUUCCUCGCAGAAUUGACAAAGGAAGUUAUCGAGGACUUGGAUGACCGAAAGUAG